GUCUCUGGGGAAGGAAAGCAUGCGUCCGCUGUCAAGUACAUAAUAUAACGAUUUUACGAGUACAUUAUAUCGUACCACUGAAUUAUUAUAAGACCAAACUCCAUCUCUCAAAAAAGUUGAACAACCUCAGGACCUACCAACCAUCUACACUGAGCAAACUUCGAAAAUAACACUCGGUACCAGAUGAGUAAGAUCGACAUUUUGAUUUCAGAAGAGACUGGGGUCCUUGUAGAAGAUGACAUUAACAAUGAAAACCUGAGUGCAAAUCCGAGUGAAGCAGGAGAUGGAGAGAAAAGGGCCGAAGGAUCUCUUUUCGAUCCUCCUUUAUACAGGCAAAGAUAUCUUGCCGUCGCCGAAAUCCUUAGAAACAGGGACAUAAAAAAGGUUCUUGACAUUGGGUGUGCAGAAUGUAAAUUUCUGAGACAUUUGAAGAACAGUGUGCCAUCGCUGGAGUCCAUAGCUGGUCUUGAUAUAGACAGAGCAUUACUGGAACAAAACAGAUACAUAAUGAAGCCAUGUUUGAGAGAUUAUGUUCAUAAGAGGCCAACACCACUCAAGACAAGCCUGUUCUGUGGCAGUAUUGGAGCAUAUGACAGUAGAUUACUGGAGUUUGAAGCAAUGAUAUUAAUUGAGGUCAUAGAACAUCUUGAGUCAGACACUUUGGAAAGAUCAACAGAGGUAAUAUUUAACCAGGUUAAGCCAGCGCUUGUUGUCAUGACAACCCCAAACGCUGAGUUCAACGUACUGUUCCCAGACUUCUCUGGUAUGAGGCACUGGGAUCACAAGUUUGAGUGGACAAGACAGGAGUUCAACUCAUGGUGUCUCAAUCUGGCUCGUUUACAUGGAUACACAGUGGAGUUUGGUGGUGUUGGUGAGCCACCAGAGGGAACUGAUGUAGGCUUUUGUUCUCAGCUGGCAAUAUUUGAGAGACUGGCCCAUAGCAAGCCUGGUGCACAUGAUAUUGAAGAUAUUCAGUGUUAUAGCAUUAUAGCAGAGCAUGUUUUCCCAUACAAACAACCCGAGGGCAGUAUAGAGGAGCAGAUUCUGGCUGCAGCCACAAAGCGUAUCCAAGAAUUGGCAUAUUCCAAUGUACUUUAUCAGAGACAGCAUGGAGAUGAUGCAGAUGAAUAUAUCUUAGGAGAUAGAGGGCCAGUAACUGUGCAGGUGCCUUUGGAUGCUGUGGCCAGGUUCACAGAUGUCAAACAUUUGUGUGGAGGAGACAUGGGCAUUUUAAGGGAUGUUCUUGAAGGAGCAGACGUAAGUCUAAAUGCUACAGAGACGGCAGUAACACACACCCUGAAUCUAGAGGAUUACUUCUGUUAUUCAGACACCGAGAGCUCUGUGUCAUCUCACAGUGACUCAUGCAUAGAGGACAACAUAGGUGUUGGGAACUCUAACACUGUAGAUAACCAGUGCUCCUCCAACCCGACUUGGGACUCACAGUAUCAGCAGAAUCAGUGUAAUUGGGAAGAAGAUUGGGAUGCUGAUACUGCCUCAGCAACAGUUGCAGCACAAGAAGACAGUAAAGGUGCUUACACGAAAUGGAAAGACGGAGAAUGGGGAUUACUUGAAACCUGGGAUGAUGAUGAUGAUGAUGAUGGCGAUGGUUUAAAUGAAAAUUGCUCAGGUGUAACUUCUAGAUAUACCACGACUUGUAAGAAGAAUGACUGGUAUGAAUCUACAGAAGACCAGGGUGUUAAUCUCAACUCAACAGAAGGAAUCCAGGGUAAUAAAAUUCCUGGCAAUAAUUUUUUUAACUGUUCUAGAGAACUGAUUGAAGUUACUGAUGAUGAUGAGAAUUGGUAUUGCGCUGUGGACCAGGUUCAGACUGCCCCAGCCUAUAGAUUAUUUUCCAAGAAAAACAGCCCAGAUGGCCUAGCCCACCUUGUGGAAUGCUGCUGGCCAGGCUGUGAUUCUCAGGGCGCCAUAGAUAGGAAGAUUGAAGCUGUGAGAUGGGGCAGUGACAUAGGAAGCCUGUGUGAUGCAUGCAAACUUGUUUUAACAUCAAGCGUCUCUACUCACACUGGUAAUUUCUUUAAUACUCCUGCAUCUCAAAUAAAAGAUGAUAUUUAAAUACUCCUGAUGGAACAUUUGAAUAAAGUUACUGCAUCAGUACAGGAACCCAUUUAGGCAUUCACUUUUAGUGUCAAAGUAACACUCCAGGUUGGUCACAUUCAGAGUAACUUUUUAACAAUCAAAUUUUGGAGGGGCUAGUUAUUGGUGCAAUACUUAAAAUGGAUUAUGCUUGCACUUUCAAUUUUUUUUUUCUCAACAUAAUUCAUUCGUACUCAAUAAUUCAUUCAUACUCAAUACUUCAUGCAACAUAGUCUUUCACAUCAGUUUUAAAUAUAUAUUUAACGAUUUGAUUUAUCUUCAUCUGUUAACAUUAUAUACCUUUGUGCAGUCAUGAGUUGCAGAAGUUUUUCAGAACAGUACUUGGAAGGUAAUCUUUUAAACAUGGCAACUGCAAGUCAUAUUGUUAAUAAGAAAUAGGCUUUGUUUUGACACAAAAACGCCUUUAUGUUGCUGACAGUUAGAAGUAAUCCACGGGUGUAGAUUAAUGAGUGAGAGGUAAAACAAGUGAAGUAUUGGAUUUUUAAUAUAGUCAGUGUGUUGGUGAUGACAGCGGACUUGAUAAAACUAAAUGCCAACAGUAGAAGCACUGCAAACGGGCAGUGUUCAGUUCAUGUGGUCUCUUACUUAGAUCAGGGAAUUAUACUAUUGUCAACGAAACAAUUUCCUGCUUUGGUGUUUUCUUUUUAUAUAGGAUGUAAAGUUUACCCAUGCAGGGUCAGCAUGAAUUAAAAUUAACAAUCUUCAAUGCUUGUCCAUUUGAUGAGUUGUUUCUAGUU
Messenger RNA from Lingula anatina, 2852 nucleotides. RefSeq names its product small RNA 2'-O-methyltransferase-like. NCBI's taxonomy places the organism in Eukaryota, Metazoa, Brachiopoda, Lingulata, Lingulida, Lingulidae. Gene Ontology annotation, molecular function: RNA methyltransferase activity; O-methyltransferase activity. The record is from RefSeq and is a predicted model, not a curated record. Gene Ontology annotation, biological process: siRNA processing; piRNA processing; RNA methylation. Gene Ontology annotation, cellular component: nucleus; cytoplasm.